AUGUCCCUCGGCUCACUAAAAUUCCAGGCAGUAGGUGAAGAGGAUGAAGAGAUAGAGGAAGAGGAGAGCCUAGACUCUCUGAAGGCUCUGACGGCCAAGCUGCAGUUGCAGACACGGAGGCCCUCCUAUCUGGAGUGGACAGCCCGGGUCCAGAGCCAGUCCUGGCGAAGGGCCCAAGCCAGACCUGAGACUGGGGGACCUGGGGCUAUAUGUGGCUUUGACUCAAUGAACUCCGCUCUCGAGUGGCUCCGCCAGGAGCUGCGGGAGAUGCAAGUCCAGGACCGGCAGCUGGCUGGGCAGCUGUUGCGGCUUAGGGCCCAGCUGCACCGGCUGAAAGUGGACCAGGCCUGUCAUCGGCACCAAGAGCUGCUGGACGAAGCCGAGCUGGAGCUGGAGCUGGAGCCGGGGGGUGGCCUGGCCCUGGCCUCCCCACUAAGACACCUCGGCCUCACUCGUAUGAACAUUAGCUCCAGGCGCUUCACUCUCUGCUGA
Messenger RNA from Elephantulus edwardii (Cape elephant shrew), 492 nucleotides. It is a transcript of the gene FAM167B, whose product is annotated as family with sequence similarity 167, member B. NCBI's taxonomy places the organism in Eukaryota, Metazoa, Chordata, Mammalia, Macroscelidea, Macroscelididae. The coding region runs from base 1 to 492 and encodes 163 amino acids. The transcript is spliced from 2 exons. The record is from RefSeq and is a predicted model, not a curated record.